AAAAACUAGUAAACCCCCCUGUCCAACUGCUCCACCUCCCACUUCCACCAGUCCACCACCCUGCGGCAUACGGCGCGUCACGAGCAUCGGCGGCGGAAGCGUCGCCGUCGUUGUUGCCUUGCCUCGCGACGCCGCUCCCGUCCCUCUCACUCUCCCGUGGACCGUGCGCGCUCUAGCUCGUGCCUUCUUGCGGAGUUUGCAGUGCGCGCGUUUCGUUUGCCCGCAACAGCAAGGCGAGGGGGGAGAGAGCAAGGAUGGCGAGGGCGGAGGCGGCGGCGGCGCUGGAGUUCACGCCGACGUGGAUCGUCGCGGCGAUCUGCUCCCUCAUCGUGCUCAUCUCCCUCGCCGCCGAGAGGUGCCUCCAUUACCUCGGCAAGACGCUCAAGAGAAAGAACCAGAAGGCGCUAUUCGAGGCUCUCCUCAAGGUGAAAGAAGAGCUGAUGCUUCUGGGGUUCAUCUCCCUGCUGCUGACGGUGUCCCAAGGGAUUCUUCAGAAGACAUGCGUUCCUCCCAAGUGGACCAACUACUUGCUUCCAUGUCGAAAGAUGGAGGACCAGUCCAAACAACGCGGCCCGUCAGAAGCUCAUUUCGUUGCUGCCGGAGUUCUUGGCCACCUCGGUCGGCGGCUGCUUGCCGAUGGUGGAACAGGGGCCGACCAUUGCCAGAACAAGGGAAAGGUUCCUUUGCUGUCACUUGAAGCACUCCAUCAGUUGCAUAUUUUCAUUUUUGUUCUGGCCAUCACACAUGUGAUUUUCAGUGCUCUGACUAUGCUUCUUGGAGGAGCGAAGAUUCAUCAAUGGAAACACUGGGAAAAUGACAUCCAGAAAGAUGUUGCUCAAAAUGCGCCCAAGAAGGUGACCCAUGUGCAUCAAUUUGAAUUUAUCAGGGAACGCUUUAAGGGUAUUGGCAAAGAUUCCAUAAUACUAAGCUGGCUGCAUUCUUUUGUUAAGCAGUUUUCUGGGUCAGUUACUAAAUCAGACUACAUAACAAUGCGACUUGGAUUUAUCCAGACACAUUGCCGUGCGAACCCAAAGUUCGAUUUCCACAGAUACAUGGUACGAGCUUUGGAAGCAGAUUUUAAGAAAGUGGUUGGUAUAAGCUGGUACUUGUGGAUAUUCGUUAUGAUAUUCCUGCUGCUGAAUGUUAAUGGUUGGCACACAUACUUUUGGAUCUCCUUCGUUCCCCUUCUACUUUUGCUGGCCGUUGGCACCAAGCUAGAACAUGUCAUAACCCAACUAGCCCAUGAGGUUGCCGAGAAGCACUCUGCAAUUGAGGGCGACUUGGUUGUGAAUCCAUCAGACGAGCACUUUUGGUUUGGACGGCCGAAGGUGAUCCUAUACCUGAUCCAUUUUAUCCUCUUCCAAAACGCGUUCGAGAUCGCGUUCUUCUUCUGGAUUCUGACCACCUACGGUUUCAACUCCUGCAUCAUGGACCACGUCCCUUUUAUCCUGACAAGGCUUAUCAUCGGGGCCAUCGUUCAAAUCCUCUGCAGCUACAGUACCUUGCCUAUAUAUGCAAUUGUCACACAGAUGGGCUCCUUUUUCAAGAAGGAGAUCUUCGACGAGCAUGUGCAGCAGGGCCUUGUUGGUUGGGCGCAGAAGGCCAAGAAGAGGAAAGGGUUGAAGGAGAGCAACGGCGCCAUGGCUGGAGCUGGAUCAACAAAUGGGUCAUCACAGCCAUCUUCCAUUCUACAAAUGGUGAGGCGAGCCGCCGCUAGCGAGGAAGGCAGCAGCAAUGGCGGUGACAUGCGCACUAAUCAGUAGUGGCCCGGAAGCAGUGUGUGUUUGUGACCUACUGACCGUCGAGAAAUGCAGUGUUGCCGUGCACCCAGAAACUGCGAUCAGCUGUGCUGUCAGCUAUGUUUUGUUUGUUCUAUUGUACUACUGUACUCUAGCAGACAGUAGUUUGCAUGGCAAUAGUCAAGAGGAGAGUUGUAUGAUACUACUACUAGUAGCUAGUAGAAGAUGGCGAUACAGUGUGAUAGGAUGCUUGCUACCUUUGAUCGACACACAUGUUGUCGAGUUUUAGAAUUUACCUACCGAGAAGGUAGUGACUGGAGAAGCAGCUUGUAGUAAGCAGAACAGGCACAAAAAAACUGAACUUUGCUUCAA
This is a messenger RNA of Oryza sativa Japonica Group (Japanese rice), 2111 nucleotides long. Its product is annotated as MLO-like protein 1. Lineage: Eukaryota; Viridiplantae; Streptophyta; Magnoliopsida; Poales; Poaceae. Gene Ontology annotation, biological process: defense response. Gene Ontology annotation, cellular component: membrane. The record is from RefSeq and is a predicted model, not a curated record.